AUGGCCACGUCGUUGACCCAGUUAACCAGGAAGGGAGCUUCGUUUGUUUGGAGCAAAGCUUGUGAGGACAGUUUUCAGAACCUCAAGCAAAGGUUGGUUUCAGCCUCGGUUCUCACCGUACCAGAUGGCUCCGGGAACUUCGUGAUCUACAAUGAUGCUUCUAAGAAGGGUUUGGGUUGCGUGCUUAUGCAACAUGGUAAGAUGGUCGCUUAUGCCUCCCGCCAGUUGAAAAACCAUGAGCGCAACUAUCCUACCCACGACUUGGAAUUGGCAGCGGUAGUGUUUGCCCUGAAGAUCUGGAGGCCUACUUGUAUAGGGAAAAGAUCCAAGUUUUCACCGACCAUAAGAGUCUGA
Molecule: messenger RNA, 354 nt
Organism: Benincasa hispida (wax gourd)
Lineage: Eukaryota; Viridiplantae; Streptophyta; Magnoliopsida; Cucurbitales; Cucurbitaceae
Source: RefSeq, a predicted model, not a curated record